AGUUAGGUUUAUAUUAUAAUAUUUGUGAUUUUUUCAAAUUUUAUAAAAUAGAAUGGCACCGAGUAUAAGGCCCUUAAGUCCUGCUUUACAGGAAAAAGCUGAAAAAGAAUUAGGUGAAAAUUCAGCCAGGCUGGAAGAGGAUCUUCAAGCAUUGAAGGAUUGGCUCAAAAAGCAACCGCACAUCAAAGCUCGAACAGAUGACCAAAGUCUUGUGACUUUUUUGCGUGGUUGCAAAUUCAGUUUGCAGCGUGCCAAGGAAAAAAUUGAUUUAUAUUACGCGAUGAGAAGUGCAGUUCCAGAGUUUAUUCGAAAUAGAGACCCCACCGAUGCCAAAACGAUAGAGGUCAUGAAACUUGGUGUGGGUUUAAUUCUCCCAUUGACAGAUGGCCCUGCUGGUCCUCGAUUGUCUUUAGUUAGGCCAGCAGCUUAUGAUCCUGCAAAAAACUCAAUUAUCGAUGUUUUGAGAGUUAGCACUAUGAUGCAAGAUUAUAUGAUCAACCACGAUGAUAAUAUGAUUGUUGCGGGAAAUAUUGCAAUACUGGAUCUAGCAAAUGUCACCCUAUCGCACUUGACCCAGAUGACGCCCAGUAUAGUAAAAAAAAUGACCGCGCUGGGGCAGGAGGCUUCGCCGUUGAGGCAAAAAGGGCUUCAUUACAUUAACCUGCCGUCUGGCGUUGAUCAAAUACUUAACUUAUUCCGAAGUUUUAUGAACGAGAAAAAUAAGAGCCGGUUAUUUACGCAUAGCAGCUUGGAGUCUUUAUAUAAACAUAUUCCUCAAAAACUGUUACCUAAAGAAUAUGGAGGCGAAGCAGGAACGCUUCAAGAAAUCACAGAUAUGUGGGUUGAUCGGCUAACUAAAAGUGCCUCAUACUUCAAAGAAGAGGACAACUAUGGUACAGAUGAAUGUAAAAGAGCUGGAAAACCCAAAACAUCUGAAGACCUGUUUGGAAUAGAAGGAUCGUUCCGAAAGUUGAAUGUUGAUUGAUUUUUUGUUGCUUGUAAUUUUAAUAUAGAUUUUCAUAAAUAAAAUAUAUUUCUUAAG
Ctenocephalides felis (cat flea) is the source of this 1042-nucleotide messenger RNA. RefSeq names its product retinol-binding protein pinta-like. The record is from RefSeq and is a predicted model, not a curated record. Gene Ontology annotation, cellular component: membrane. NCBI's taxonomy places the organism in Eukaryota, Metazoa, Arthropoda, Insecta, Siphonaptera, Pulicidae. The coding region runs from base 53 to 985 and encodes 310 amino acids. The transcript is spliced from 6 exons. Gene Ontology annotation, molecular function: phosphatidylinositol bisphosphate binding.